AUGGAAAUGGCAAGGAAUUGCGAUCGGGAGGCGGAGGAUGGAGGUGGCGGCCGCAAUAGUAGUAUCCACGGUGAUGUCCUUGAGGAGGUCGUCUCCCGGGUCUCCGCCCUCGACCUCCUCCACGUCUCCCGGGUCUCCAGAGGCUGGCGGACCGCCGCUAUCUCCUCCCUCCUCUGCCGGCGACGCCCGCCCUGCCUUCUACUCCGCCUCCAGUCCCGCCGCAGAGCCUCCGCGCACGUGUACGACCCCAUCUCCGGCGCCUGGAGGGAUGUUCCUAUCCCGCCCGAGGCGAGCCUUCACGGGCUCGAUGCGCCGCGCGUCGCCGCGCUCGCGAGCUCUCUCUCUGGCGGUCCCCGCUUCUACGCGCUCUCCUCCUCCAAGCUCGCCCUCGCAGCCGACCCGCUCGGCACCGCUUGGCGCGACCUGGAGCCGCCGCGUUGCUGGCGUACGGACCCGACCGUCGCCCUCGUGGGCACCCGCCUGGUGGUAGCCGGCGGCGGAUGCGCGCUCGAGGGCAACGCAGGCUCCGUCGAGAUGUGCGACGCGUACGGGGGCGGAGGAGGCUGCUGGUGGGAGCCGUGCGAGGCGAUGCCGGAGGCGUUCAGAUUGUCGCCGGCGAUCUCGGCCGCGGCGUCGGAGCGGCGGCUCUAUGUCGUGGAGAGGGAGCCGCCGUUCGGCGCUAGCUGGUUCGAUACGGAGACGAGGCUGUGGUGUCCAACGCGAUCGCUGAGCGUGCCCGACCCCACCGCUCGCCACGUGGCGAUCGGGUUCUCGAACGGACGGCUGCUUUUGGCGGCGGCGGGCGGGAGUGGGAUGGGGUGGGGGUGGGCGGCGGAGAGCGUGCGGGUGUGGAUGGUGGAGGAGGAGACGCUGGAGGUGGCAUCGGAGGAAGUGGUGGCGGAGAUGCCGAGAGAGAUGGUGGCUGGCCUGGCCGAGGAUGGCGGCGGCGGAUGGGGGCUGCCGUCGAUUGGGUUCUUGUGCGAGAGUGGUUUCGCUUACUUCUACAACCCUGUCUAUUUGAAGGAGUUCUUCCUGUGCGAGCAGCAGGCCGCAGGCGGCAGCGGGUGUCGGUGGGAGCGGAUUGCACCGCCAGCGUGCGUGGAGCAGCGGCCCAUUGACAGGGUGGUGCUCGGAUGUUGUCAGAAUGGGAGACGACGAUGA
Messenger RNA from Zingiber officinale, 1161 nucleotides. Its product is annotated as F-box/kelch-repeat protein At1g23390-like. The coding region runs from base 1 to 1161 and encodes 386 amino acids. Gene Ontology annotation, cellular component: cytosol; nucleus. Gene Ontology annotation, biological process: proteasome-mediated ubiquitin-dependent protein catabolic process. Lineage: Eukaryota; Viridiplantae; Streptophyta; Magnoliopsida; Zingiberales; Zingiberaceae. The transcript has a single exon. Gene Ontology annotation, molecular function: protein binding. The record is from RefSeq and is a predicted model, not a curated record.